Scleropages formosus (Asian bonytongue) is the source of this 2693-nucleotide messenger RNA. It is a transcript of the gene vps33b, whose product is annotated as VPS33B late endosome and lysosome associated. The transcript has 23 exons. Gene Ontology annotation, biological process: vesicle-mediated transport. Bases 623 to 2476 code for a protein of 617 amino acids. Lineage: Eukaryota; Metazoa; Chordata; Actinopteri; Osteoglossiformes; Osteoglossidae. The record is from RefSeq and is a predicted model, not a curated record.
GCGUCAGUAAGUGCUGCAAACCUUGCUUCCGCACUUAAAGGAACAUAACGAUAUAGCUAUUUACAUCGGUAUAAAGUGCCAUUUUUCCUCAGCUCUACAACCAAGCUGUAAUUUCAUUAAUACGUAAUUUAUUAAUUUGGCUGUUAUCCUUUUUUUAAACUGUUGACAGCGUCCGUACUAGCCAAACAUUGACGGCACAUCUGUCAGAUGUAUCUUACGCCUGCACCUGAGUCUCACCGUCGAUAAGCGCUAUUCUAAGAGGUCGGGUCGCGGAAGUGCGGGGCCAUUCCCAGAACUAAGAAUAGGGUUCUAGGCCAGGCAGGGGGCUGAAAAGCUGGUUAAAUCAUUUAAAAAAUAUGUAUUUUUAGAAAGAUGAAUUGUUGAUGCUCAUUCGUGAGUAGUCGGAUUGUCGAUCGGUACUAAGUCGUUCACACGCAAGCGACCGGCUUCAUAUUUCAAUUAGCUCACAGUCAUAUUCCCAAGAACGAGUGUUUUAUUCAAAAGCGGACCGACGCUUCCGUACAGCUGCCUGACACUGAAUGACAGCGAAGCCUGAAAGAGGCGUUGUCUCGCAGACGGCCUGUAGGGGGCAGCAGUGAGCCCCAGGGUGCGCUCUGCUGCUAUGGCACACAGCGCCAGGAGAGAUGCCCCCGAGCUCCCAGAUUUCUCUCUUCUCAAGAGACUGGCCAGGGACCAGCUCAUCUAUCUGCUGGAACAGCUGCCAGGGAAGAAGGACCUGUUCAUUGAGGCUGAUUUGAUGAGUCCCCUGGACCGGAUUGCCAAUGUCACAAUGCUCAAGCAACAUGAUGUAGACAAGCUUUACAAAGUGGAGAACACGCCUAUUUUCAGCACCUGUGAUCAGAUAUGCUUUCUGAUACGACCCCGAAUACAAACUGUGAAGUGGAUUGCUGACACAGUCAAUGCAGACAAAGCAGCAGGAAAAUUCAGGAAAUACAAGAUCAUCUUUACCCCCCAGAAGUUCUAUGCCUGUGAAACAGUUUUGGAGGAGCAGGGAAUCUAUGGUGAUGUGAGCACUGAUGAAUGGGCUUUCUACCUACUACCACUUGAUGAUGACAUCAUCAGUCUGGAACUUCCAGAGUUCUUCAGAGACAACUUCUUGGAGGGAGACCAGCGCUGGGUGACAACAGGUGGCAGUGCACUACACCUCCUGCAUUCUCUCUUUGGUCCUUUCUCGAAGGUUUAUGGCAUAGGUCGCUGUGCCAAGAUGGUGUAUGAGUCUUGGAGGGAGCAGGUGGAAGAAAGUGAGCAGAAAGCUCAGAAGUCUGAAAUUGGGAAUGUCUUUCUCAUUGAUCGAGAUGUAGAUUUUGUGACUCCUCUCUGCUCUCAAGUUGUUUAUGAAGGACUUGUGGAUGAUAUUUUCAGAAUUAAAUGUGGGUGUGUGGAGUUUGGUCCUGAUGUCACCACCGCUGACAAAAGUAUGAAGGUGAUGUUGAACUCUCAGGACAAGGUGUUUAGUGAGAUCAGAAACGAGCAUUUCUCAAAUGUCUUCGGCUUUCUCAGUCAGAAGGCACGAAACCUGCAGACUGCAUAUGAUAAGCGGCGUGGAAUGGACAUAAAACAGAUGAGAACAUUUGUUUCAGAGGAACUUAAAGGAUUGAAACAAGAGCAUCGCUUGCUGAGUCUGCAUAUUGGAGCAAGUGAAUCAAUGAUGAAGAAGAAAACCAAGCAAGACUUUCAAGAACUGCUGAAGACUGAGCACUCGUUGUUGGAAGGUUUUGAUAUACGGGAGUGCAUUACCUACAUAGAAGAACACAUCAAUAGACAGGUGUCUAUGAUUGACAGUUUGAGGCUUCUCUGCUUGCUGUCCCUCACUGAAAAUGGACUACUUCCUAAGGAUUAUCGAUCACUGAAGACUCAGUACCUGCAAAGUUAUGGCAUAGAACAUCUCUUAACGUUUGCUAACCUGAGGCAGCUGGGGCUGCUGGUGGAACAGCAGCCAGGAGAUGCCCUUACUGCCAUGGAGAGCAAAGUGGGCAAACUGGUCAAUGACAAGACUGCAGAAAAGCUGACCGGUGCUUUCUCCUCUCUGGCUAAGAAAAGUAAUUUCCGAGCCCUGAGUAAGAAGCUUGCUCUGGUACCAAAAACAGGGGAGGAGUACGACCUGCGUGUCCCAAGGGAUAUGGCGUAUGUCUUUAGUGGUGCCUAUAUUCCCCUGAGCUGCAAACUCAUAGAGCAGGUUUUGGAGCGUGACGGUUGGACAGGUCUUGAGGAAGUUACACGCAUGCUAAAUGGAAAUGAGUUUGUUGUGACAGCUAGCCACAGUGGAGCUGAUGCUAGGUUCAAGACAGAUUCUCAACGCAUCAUCCUUGUCAUGUUCCUUGGUGGCUGCAGUUAUUCUGAAAUUUCAGCACUACGUUUUCUAGGCAGAGAAAAGGGGUACAAAUUCAUUGUGUUGACGACAGCUAUUAUAAACAGUGCAAGACUUAUGGAGGCUAUGUUGGACAACCAUGUAUAAAAUCAGAUGUCGUCUUGUCAUUGUUGUGAGAAGCUCAAAAGAAAGCUCUUGCAUAGGACGUUUCACACGGUAACUGUUGGAAAAAAGCUCAAUUGUGCCAAAUUUGGCCCAGUGCUGAGAGGAUGUUCAGUACAUUAUCAAAUGUACUCAAAUAAUGAACCAGAGAAUAUGCCCUGGCACAUAAAGAGAAUAUUAACUAAUGCAUUCCAGACUAUUG